GCCGGCUUCCGCAGACGGCGCUGGUGGGGGAUCGUGAGGUGCCGGAGGUCGCUCCCGGCGGCCGGAGCCAUGGAGAUGCCGCUGCCGCCCGAUGACCAGGAGCUUCGAAAUGUCAUCGACAAGCUGGCCCAGUUCGUGGCUCGCAACGGGCCCGAGUUUGAGAAGAUGACGAUGGAGAAGCAGAAAGACAACCCGAAAUUCUCGUUUCUGUUUGGAGGCGAGUUUUACAGUUACUACAAGUGCAAGCUGGCGCUGGAACAGCAGCAGCUUAUCUGCAAGCAGCAGGCCCCAGAGCUGGAGCCAGCCGCUGCCCUGCCAGCCCUGCCACAGCCCCCACUGGCCCCUGCUGCACCCAUCCCGCCGGCCCAGGGAGCCCCGUCCAUGGACGAGCUCAUCCAACAGAGCCAAUGGAACCUGCAGCAGCAGGAACAGCACCUGCUGGCCCUCAGACAGGAGCAGGUGACGGCGGCCUUGGCCCAUGCAGUGGAGCAGCAGAUGCAGAAGCUCCUGGAGGAGACCCAGCUGGACAUGAACGAGUUUGACAACUUGCUGCAGCCCAUCAUCGACACGUGCACCAAAGAUGCCAUCUCGGCCGGGAAGAACUGGAUGUUCAGCAACGCCAAGUCGCCGCCACACUGCGAGCUGAUGGCCGGCCACCUCCGGAACCGCAUCACCGCGGACGGCGCACACUUCGAGCUUCGGCUGCACCUCAUCUACCUGAUCAACGACGUGCUGCACCACUGGGCCCUGACGCGCGGAAGGUCUCUCCCUCACAGCCAGCGCAAGCAGGCCAGGGAGCUGCUGGCCGCCCUGCAGAAGGUCGUGGUGCCCAUCUACUGCACCAGCUUCUUGGCCGUGGAGGAGGACAAACAGCAAAAGAUCGCCCGGCUCCUGCAGCUGUGGGAGAAGAACGGCUACUUUGAUGACUCCAUCAUUCAGCAGUUGCAGAGCCCAGCCCUGGGGCUCGGCCAGUACCAGGCAACUCUCAUCAACGAGUACUCCUCAGUGGUCCAGCCAGUGCAGCUGGCCUUCCAGCAGCAGAUCCAGACCCUCAAGACGCAGCACGAGGAGUUUGUCAACAGCCUGGCCCAGCAGCAGCAGCAGCAACAACAGCAGCAGAUCCAGAUGCCACAAAUGGAAGCUGAAGUCAAGGCCACGCCACCACCGCCAGCCCCGCCACCGGCCCCCACGCCUGCCCCGGCCAUCCCGCCAACCACCCAGCCUGAUGACAACAAGCCUCCCAUCCAGAUGCCUGGCUCCUCGGAGUAUGAUGCCUCAGGAGGGGUCCAGGACCCUGCUGCCGCCGGCCCCCGGGGCCCUGGGCCCCACGACCAGAUCCCGCCUAACAAGCCCCCAUGGUUUGACCAGCCUCACCCCGUUGCUCCUUGGGGCCAACAGCAGCCUCCAGAACAGCCCCCCUACCCGCACCACCAAGGCGGACCUCCCCACUGCCCACCCUGGAACAACAGCCACGAGGGCAUGUGGGGUGAGCAGCGCGGGGACCCUGGCUGGAACGGCCAGCGCGAUGCACCCUGGAACAGCCAGCCCGACCCCAACUGGAACAGCCAGUUCGAGGGCCCCUGGAACAGCCAGCACGAGCAGCCGCCCUGGGGAGGUGGCCAGCGCGAGCCGCCCUUCCGCAUGCAGCGGCCACCGCACUUCCGAGGGCCCUUCCCGCCCCACCAGCAGCACCCGCAGUUCAACCAGCCACCACAUCCCCACAACUUCAACCGCUUCCCGCCGCGCUUCAUGCAGGAUGAUUUCCCCCCGAGGCACCCCUUCGAGCGGCCACCCUAUCCUCACCGCUUCGACUACCCCCAGGGGGACUUCCCUGCUGAAAUGGGACCCCCUCACCACCACCCUGGCCACCGCAUGCCACAUCCUGGGAUCAAUGAGCACCCGCCCUGGGGUGGCCCACAGCACCCUGACUUUGGCCCUCCUCCCCAUGGCUUCAACGGGCAGCCCCCACACAUGCGGCGACAGGGCCCUCCCCACAUCAACCAUGAUGACCCCAGUUUGGUCCCCAACGUGCCCUACUUUGAUCUCCCUGCUGGGCUGAUGGCCCCCCUCGUAAAGCUUGAAGACCACGAGUACAAGCCUUUGGACCCUAAAGACAUCCGCCUUCCGCCCCCCAUGCCACCCAGCGAGAGGCUGCUGGCGGCCGUGGAGGCCUUUUACAGCCCUCCCUCCCAUGACAGACCCAGGAACAGUGAAGGCUGGGAGCAGAACGGCCUCUAUGAGUUCUUCCGAGCAAAAAUGCGGGCCCGACGGAGGAAAGGCCAGGAAAAGAGGAACAGUGGACCCUCACGGUCUCGGAGCAGAUCCAAAAGCAGAGGGCGUUCCUCCUCUCGCUCCAACUCGAGGUCCUCCAAGUCGUCUGGCUCGUACUCGAGGUCACGGUCACGCUCGUGCUCCCGCUCCUACUCCCGCUCGCGCUCCAGGAGCCGCAGCCGAUCCCGCUCCUCACGAAGCCGCUCCCGGUCCCGCUCCCGCUCCCGGUCCAAGUCGUACUCCCCAGGGAGGAGACGUCGGUCACGGUCCAGGAGCCCCACCCCGCCUUCCUCGGCUGGUCUGGGUUCUAAUUCAGCACCUCCUAUACCUGACUCCAGGCUUGGGGAAGAGAACAAAGGACAUCAGAUGCUGGUGAAAAUGGGCUGGAGUGGAUCUGGUGGCCUCGGCGUGAAAGAGCAAGGGAUCCAGGACCCCAUCAAGGGCGGGGACGUGCGGGAUAAGUGGGACCAGUACAAGGGCGUGGGUGUGGCCCUGGACGACCCCUAUGAGAACUACCGCAGGAACAAGAGCUACUCCUUCAUCGCCCGCAUGAAAGCCAGGGAAGAGUGCAAGUAAGUGCGGCCAGGAGCCAUGCCAGCCGCCGGCAGCAUGGCCGGCGGGACCUGCCUGGCUUAGGGGCCAUGGAACAUGGUAGGGACAGCUCGGUUCUCACACAGCCUCCAUCUUGGGGGAGCGACAGAAGAGGAGGACAGCCACAGCAUGCAUAGUGACCGGUGCCAUGCUCGACCACGUGGGCGGCCCAGGCAACCAC
Molecule: messenger RNA, 3043 nt
Organism: Rhinolophus ferrumequinum (greater horseshoe bat)
Lineage: Eukaryota; Metazoa; Chordata; Mammalia; Chiroptera; Rhinolophidae
Gene: CHERP
Product: calcium homeostasis endoplasmic reticulum protein
Exons: 17
Coding region: 70-2847 (925 amino acids)
Biological process (GO): intracellular calcium ion homeostasis; RNA processing
Cellular component (GO): perinuclear region of cytoplasm
Molecular function (GO): RNA binding
Source: RefSeq, a predicted model, not a curated record